Seminavis robusta is the source of this 591-nucleotide messenger RNA. Lineage: Eukaryota; Bacillariophyta; Bacillariophyceae; Naviculales; Naviculaceae. The record is from the annotation of a GenBank genome assembly.
AUGAAGGUCGCCUUUGCCUCCCUUUUCUUCGCCCUCUCCUGCCUUCUCUUUGGAGAGGUCCAGGGUGAGGCCACUGUCACCCACAAGGUUUACUUCGAUGUGGAUAUCGAAGGAUCUGAUGAGGGCGGACGCGUCAUUCUCGGUCUUUUUGGUGACGAUGUCCCAAAGACCGUGGAAAAUUUCCGCGCUCUCUGCACUGGCGAGAAGGGAAAUGGAAAGUCUGGAAAGCCUCUUCACUACAAAGGAUCUACCUUCCACCGAAUUAUCCCAAACUUUAUGAUUCAAGGAGGAGACUUCACCCACGGAAAUGGACGGGGCGGAGAGUCGAUCUAUGGAGAAAAAUUUGCUGAUGAAAACUUUGAUUUGAAGCAUGAAGGACCAAUGUACCUUUCGAUGGCCAACGCUGGACCCAACACCAACGGAAGCCAAUUCUUCAUCACCACUGUCAAGACUGCCUGGUUGGAUGGACGACACGUUGUCUUUGGUAAGGUGCUAGAGGGAGUGGACAUUGUCAAGAAUGUGGAAAAACAAGGCAGUAACUCUGGAACUCCAAAGAAGACGGUCACCAUCAAAGAUUCGGGUGAGCUCUAA